GCUCCGGAUGCUCCCCCCGCAGCCGCGCCGCACCGGGGCCCGGAAGAGCGGAGGGCUUGGAGCAGAGGCGAGGCGGCGCGCAGUGGCCCGUCCCGGAGUAGAGCUCCUCCUGCCGGGCGGCGCAACCACAAGCCUGGACUUGUUGCGGGAUGGGAGACGAGGCCGACGGCAGGUGCGACCCGGGCGGCGGGGGAGCCACGGGCCGGGAGCCGCGCCCGCCUGGCUUUCUCUUCUCCGUGCCCGGGAAGCGCCCGCCGCUGGGCAAAAGCCGCGCCGGCUGGAGGGAGCGCCUUCCCUCCGAGGGGCCGCCCGUGCUGGCUCCGCACCUCCUGUCCAGCCAUCCCCGAAGGAGGCGGCUGCCGGAGUCAGGGCGGACCGAGCAGAGCCACGGCUUCAGUGGGGGCCGGGCUCCCCGCCCCGUCGGGGAAGGAACCGGGAGGGAGCGGUAUUUAACCCGGGGCCGGCCGGGUCGGACGGCAAAGACGGGCAACUAACCCCGCGAGAGGCUCGAAGAGCGACGGCUCAAUCCCACCUCGAGUCUGGAAGCCGUCACGGGGAGUGGGCAGCGCAGGCUCCGUCGCCGUUCCCGAGCAUCUCUCCGGAGUCCGUCCCGUCUUCUGCCGCCAUGAAGCGCCAGUUGCCGGCUGGGCAGAGUUGCAUCAGCCGCCACCGCCUCCUGCUGCCCCUGCUGCUCCUGCUCUUCCUCCAUCUGGCCGCCGCCGAACUCCGCGGGCAGCCUGUCCAGUCCAGGCGCGGUGCUCGGCUCUCGUUGCCCAGGAAACCUUGGGACUCAAACCACCAUUCUACCUGGCUUCCCAAGAGGCUAUCGAAGAACAGUCUGUCUUGGCUGGCUCAGAAGCAGACUGGGAUGGCAGAUAGCCUGCUCCUCCUCCGAGAGCUCCUCAGGCCCAGACUGGACCCACUGCAGCUUGGCUAUGGCCCUCUGCCCCAGCCCGCACUGAUGCCAGCCCUUCGACGAAAGCGCCGUGCUGCCCAACUAAUGCGCGUGGGUUGUGCUUUGGGCACUUGCCAAGUGCAAAACCUCAGCCACCGCCUUUGGCAACUGAAGGGCCAGUUGGGACGCCAGGAUUCUUCUCCCAUCAGUCUCCAUAGUCCCCAUAGCUAUGGCUGAAGGCAGAGAGUGAUGCCAGGACCGGAAAGGCACCCGCUCCUUGCCCUGAACAUUUCCAGCAGCCCUCUCCUCCUCCUCGACCUGCCAUGCCACCCACUGGUCUUCCUGCUGGACCUACAUGUAGGACGUUCUCCUGGUGGGUGGGGUGGGAUGUGGGCUUUGAAAUAAAGCCAACGUGGGGCAGGGGGUGCUGCUGGAGGGGCCUGAGCAGCAGAAGUCCCAGUUGUCACCUCAGGAGGAGCACUGGGUGCAGCUGUAUAAUAGCCUCACUUCAUCCUUCAUACUGGCAAGAGGGAGAUGAAGGUUUAGCAAUAGAUGGCAAAACUCCAUAUUAACACUGGUAGCAUCAUAAAAGGAGAACCAGCUUUGGCUUUCAGUGAAUCUCUUCCUUGCACACAUUCUUAAAACUAAUAAAACAAUCUAAGCAUGGAUUUUAUCUCUGCGUGCACCACCUCAAAGUUUGGGGCUGUAAUGUCAAACAUGAGGCAUCUCUCCCGCUCGGAAUGGCUCAUGCGGGGGUGCUGCUGCUAUUGCUUAGGUAACACACGUAAGUGUGCAGCUGUGCAAGUGUGCUAUGAGAAAGGGAGACUGGUUGGCUUGCAAGGGAGGGUGUACACCUCCUCAGCCCCCAUUCCCUGGCUUUGGUGCCUCACUUGAAUUCACCAGGCUCCACACCCCCUCCCCAGUGAUAUGGAUGAGGCUUAAUGCAGGGUGCGUUUCAAACCCAGAUCUGUUCUUUGGGUCACUCAGUAUGCAGCUUUUUCUCCCAACUGCCAUGUGAAGGUAGAAUUUUGUGGAACUGCUCCAGCAAAAUAACCUCAGAUAGUGAUCUGAUUAAUGACUGGAGUCCAGUGCAGAUGAUUGUGUCUUCUAGGCACCAAAAAGCAGCUGCCGGCAGGUUUCCAUAACAAAACCCUGGGAAAAGUGGAGUGUUGAAUGUUA
Molecule: messenger RNA, 2074 nt
Organism: Thamnophis elegans (Western terrestrial garter snake)
Lineage: Eukaryota; Metazoa; Chordata; Lepidosauria; Squamata; Natricidae
Gene: ADM2
Product: adrenomedullin 2
Exons: 2
Coding region: 8-1132 (374 amino acids)
Biological process (GO): positive regulation of heart rate; regulation of systemic arterial blood pressure; adenylate cyclase-activating G protein-coupled receptor signaling pathway
Cellular component (GO): extracellular region
Molecular function (GO): hormone activity
Source: RefSeq, a predicted model, not a curated record